Molecule: messenger RNA, 2603 nt
Organism: Planococcus citri (citrus mealybug)
Lineage: Eukaryota; Metazoa; Arthropoda; Insecta; Hemiptera; Pseudococcidae
Gene: Ifrd1
Product: Interferon-related developmental regulator 1
Exons: 9
Coding region: 220-1515 (431 amino acids)
Source: RefSeq, a predicted model, not a curated record
AAAAAUUGAUGUCAUAUUUUUGUGUUCGUUGCAGUUGUUCGAUCACAUGGUUGAAUUUUUCACAAUGAAUGGAAUGUUUAAAUUAAAUUUAUUUUCCGUUAAUGUACACUUUUACUCGUUUUGUUCGUUGGUAAAUUCAAAAGACAAGUAUAACAUAUCAGAUUACUCGAUUUCUUGAUUAAGUCUUCGAUCCAAGUUCCGCCUCGUUCACCAUACAAAAUGCCAAAGGGAAAACAGAAAAGGAGAAGUGACGCUAACAACGCUCGAAAUACGUUAGUUUUACCUAAAAUGGAUAUAAUUGGUAUAUCCGACGAAGACUCGGCUAACGACAACGCUAGUGUAAUUAGUUCAGUUUCUGGUAGCACAAUUUACGAAGAUACACAAAUCGGAGAUGAAAUAGAUCAAAAUCAAUUCGAAGAAUUUGAAGAUAAAUUAUCGGAAGCUAUCGAAGGCAUGGGUGUAAAAUCUGUCCAAACAAGAGUUCAAAACAUCGAAGCAGUUUCAGCCGCUCUAAUGAAAAGAUUUAUACCCGAAUUCGUUGGCUCAAGGAGAUUAACCAUCACAGAUGCCAUCGAACGAAGCCUAAAGAAGGGUCGUGGUGCAGAACAAGCAGCAGCCGCACAAUUGGCAGCUUUACUAUGUUUACAGCUAGGUUCGACGAAUAUGGUAGACGACAUUUGCCAAACGCUGAUCCCAACUUUAUUACUAAUCAUCGGAGAUGACAGUAUGUCUUGUAUCGUACGCGCUAAAUGCUGUUGGGCAUUGAGUAUAUUGACAUUUGUGGGUAAUUACGAAGACAUGGAGAACGUUGUAGAAGUACUAAGGCAGACGUAUCGUAUGUCGUUUAUCAAGCACUCGUCCCUCGGCACCGCCAGCCUAGCAAAUGAAGCCGCACUUUACACAGCUGCUCUUUCCGCCUGGUGCUUGUUACUAACUGUGAUGACAACCGCUCCCGAUAAUUUAUCUAUGGACAUGAAACAAAUUGUAACUUUAUUGGAUUCGAAUUGCGUCGAAAUACGUAUGGCUGCUGGAGAAAUCAUCGCAGUGAUCCUGGAACAGAUUAAAGAUUACGAUUGCGUAGAGGAAUGGGAACCUGACGAUGACGUUUUGAUGAAAUUAAAAGAACUGGCCACAGAUUCGCAUAAAUUCAGAGCUAAAAAGGAUCGUAAAACGCAGAGAUCCGUGUUUCGUGAUAUUAUCAGAUAUAUCGAGGAAGGAGAAUUUCCCAAAAUGCAAGUUAGAUUCGGUCAAGAAUGCUUAUCUUUGGACACGUGGUGUCGUAAAAAACAGUACGACUGUAUUCGUCAGGCUCUGGGUUCCGGAAUGAAUUUACAUCUGAAGGAGAACGAUUUGCUUCGUGAUAUUUUGAAUUUGGGUGAAAAAAUAAACACUAUGUCAUCUCCGAGUCACAAACAAACUAAAUUGGAACGUCAUUUGAUGAACGCAGCCGCAUUCAAGGCGAGAAGCAUCUGUCGAGGCAAACAUCGCGAUAAACGUACAAUUUCUAUAUCCUAAUUGGCAAAAAAAAAAAACUUAACUAAAAACUCAUCUCAGUAAUUAAAAUUCUCUUCUGAAACAUACACACAUACACAAUUUUGAACUUAUUUUCCUCCUCAUGUCUGGUAAAGUUACCUUACUUUCUUUACUUAUUUUUGUCUUAUCUUAAAUUUUUUUUUAAAGUAAGGACAAUUUUUCAGUCUUCGUUGUCUCUCUUUUUCUCCCUCUUCCUUGUAUUUCUUUUUUCUCGUGCCUUUUGGUAAAUUUUCUGUAUUUUAAACUAAACAACGAGAUUUUUAGAUUGAUUUUUCGAAGAAAAAAUAUAAUUUAUUUUAAACCAAACGUAGCUUUUUUCGAAUAAUGAGCGAGAAAAUUUUAGUACUAAUUUUUGAAAAAAAAAUUGGCUAGUCACAAGGGUUUAAUUAGCCAGUUGUAUUUUAUCAAUUGCGUCGAAGUGGCUUUAAAUAUCUUAUGAUUUCUUUUAUAUAAGAGUUCCAUUAUUUAUUUUAUUAUCGUUUAGAAGGGGAAAAAAUGGGUUGAAGGGAUUGUUUUUAGUUAAUAAAUUCAAAAAAAAAAUACGCGAGAUAUUUUACGAAAAUGAUAAAUGAACCCUAUCGAACUGAUGUAGUCGAAUUUAGUAUCGUUUUUUAUAUUCCUAUUUUUAUUUAAUUUAUUAUUAAUAAGUUGAUUUUUUUUUUAAAAAUUCAAACAUUUAAAAUGUGAUACGUUGCGAAGUUGAGUAGCCGAGGGAGUUGUAAUAUUAUUUAAAGAUUAGCUCGAGAUUCUGCCUUUUUAAAUUCUUGAUGGAUAAUUAAACAUAAUUGGGAAAUUUUUAUCGGUGAUAUUUUUUGUAAUAUUAGUUCUCGUUUUUUUUUUAAAUAAAUAAAAAAUCGUAACGUAUCAUUUUAAUUUAUUGUUAAGAGUUUUAUUAUCGUUACCUAUGGAUCACUGUUAUGUAUUAUUGUGAGUCGUGCGUUGUUUGUAGGUAGCCUUCAUUGUGUAUUAUAUAGAGCUUGUGUUGUUUAUUUAUUUAUUUAUUGUCAAAGAAUCGAUAUCUGUCGCAGUGCGAUUAACGGUAUGCGAAAUAAAUAGUGUUGAAUUAUAAA